Wallemia ichthyophaga EXF-994 is the source of this 1506-nucleotide messenger RNA. RefSeq names its product Nuclear distribution protein PAC1. Gene Ontology annotation, molecular function: protein binding. NCBI's taxonomy places the organism in Eukaryota, Fungi, Basidiomycota, Wallemiomycetes, Wallemiales, Wallemiaceae. The record is from RefSeq and is a predicted model, not a curated record. Bases 1 to 1506 code for a protein of 501 amino acids. The transcript is spliced from 4 exons.
AUGUCACCCCUAUCUGAUCGGCAAAGGGACGAGCUCCACAAAUCUCUACUCGACUAUCUCCAGUCUUGCGGAUACGAAGACAGUGCACGCGCUUUAAGGCUGGAUGCUGGCUUGGACGAUAUUAAGCUCGAUCCCACUGCAAAAUACGCCGGUUUAUUGGAGAAAAAGUGGACUUCGGUGAUUAGAUUGCAGAGGAAGGUCAUGGAACUUGAAUCCAAGAAUUCCCAGCUUUCCAGCGAACUUUCUACCCCUGCAAUGGCCACAAAGAGGCACAAUACGGCCCACUUCCUCCCUUCACUCCCCAAGCACACCCUCUCAGGCCACAGAUCUGCCGUUGUUGCUCUCUCUUUCCACCCAAAGUUCGUCCUCUUAGCGUCGGCUUCAGACGAUUGUUCAGUGAAGAUCUGGGACUGGGAUGUGGGAGAGUGUGAGCGUACGCUUAAAGGGCACACAAAGGCAGUGCUUGACGUAGACUACGACGCUACCGGCACACUCCUCGCCAGCUGCUCCUCAGACACCUCCAUCAAGCUAUGGGAUGCGCUAGGCGAGUACUCCAAUACCAAGACACUCUACGGCCACGACGAGAGUGUGAGCUGCGUGCGCUUCCUCAGUGAUAGCAACACCAACACGCUCAUUUCGUGUGGAAGAGAUGAAUCAAUCCGCUUCUGGGAUGUGCAUACAGGUUACUGCACUCGCUCUAUACACCCUCACUCUGAUUGGAUCAGAGUCGUGCUCCCGUCGGAUGACUCGAGCUUGCUCGCUACCGCUUCCUCUGAUCAGACUGCAAUGGUUGUCGAUACCGCUACAGGCACCACUGUGAGCGAAUUGAGAGGCCAUGAGCAUGUCGUCGAGUCUGUCGCUUGGGCCCCAACCACCUCAAUUGCUAAUAUCCACCAAUUGAUAGGCGAAAGUGGUACUGGUAGUAAUCGGGAUAACCGUGCUAGUGGAAGUGCGAGCACCAAUGGGAUACCUAAUAACAAGACCCACUCACAAUCGCAAUCACAAUCUCGCAACAGAUACUUAGCCACAGCAUCGCGUGAUAAGUCUGUCAAACUGUGGGAUACUUCGUCGUUCCAAUGUGUGUAUACCUUCAAUGGACAUGACAAUUGGGUGAAGAGCAUAGUGUUCCACCCAGUUGGAACCCAUUUACUCUCCUGCUCAGAAGACAAGUCAAUCAAGAUAUGGGAUCUCGCAACGGGCCGGUGCACGCGGACUAUCGAAGCUGCACACAGGAAUUUCGUCAACACUCUCAGUUGGGGGAGACAAGCGAUGCCUGAAGUUGGAGUGAGCAAGAGCAUGGGUUUGGGUAAAAACAACAACAACAAUCUUAAUCGGAGGUUCAGCAUGCCUCAUCCUCCCCCAACCAUGCGUUCGAUGAGUAGUGGCGAUGUCUUGCGUAGUGUUCACCAGCGAGAAGAAGAAAAAGAAGAACACACUGUGAUACGACCACUGAAUGUGAUCGCUUCUGCUAGCUCAGAUGGGACUAUUAAGAUUUGGACACCUUGA